Molecule: messenger RNA, 3483 nt
Organism: Quercus robur (English oak)
Lineage: Eukaryota; Viridiplantae; Streptophyta; Magnoliopsida; Fagales; Fagaceae
Product: receptor-like protein EIX2
Exons: 2
Coding region: 31-2748 (905 amino acids)
Molecular function (GO): protein binding
Source: RefSeq, a predicted model, not a curated record
CUUCCUUCAAACUUCUCUUCCUUCGUUACUAUGGCCGCCUCUUUUGGAACUCUUCAUGUGCUUUUCUUAGUAUGGUUCCUUCCCGCUACCUUCAAUUUAAGCUUCUUCUUCUUCAAAGUAGAGUCAAUCUCAAAUGUCUCUUGCAAUGAAAAAGAUAAGCAAGCCCUUCUAACUCUCAAACGUGGUCUCACUGAUCAUGGACACGUCCUCUCAUCCCGGUCUGACCAUAAAGAUUGCUGUAUAUGGGACGGAGUUUUCUGCGACAAGAAAAUUGGCCAAGUCACUGAGCUCGACCUCAGUUAUUCGAGGUUAGGUGGUGAGAUUAGUGGUUCGUUGCUCCAAUUAGAACAUUUGAAUUACUUGGAUUUGAGUAACAAUGACUUUAAUUGUACUCCCAUCCCAACUUUCCUGGGUUCAAUGUUUAGUCUCACACAUCUUAACCUCUCAGGCGCUAACUUCAGUGGACUCAUUCCUCAUCAGCUUGGGAACCUUUCAAGCCUUCGCUAUCUGUCUCUUGGAUCUAAUUUUGACCUCUAUGUAGAUAACCUUCGUUGGAUGUCUGGUCUCUCUGCCAUUCAAUACCUUGACCUGAGCUCAGCUGACCUUCACAGAGAAGUUGAUUGGCUUCAAAUAAUGAGUAAGUUCCCAUCUCUUUCGGAGCUAUACUUGCAAAAUUGUCAACUUGAUAGCCUGAAUCCAUCUCUUGGAUUUGUCAAUUUCACGUCUCUUCGAGUCCUUUUUCUUUCUGAUAAUCAUUUCAAUCAUGAGAUACCUAAUUGGUUCUCUAAUCUCAGUACAAGCCUCUUAAAGCUUACCAUGUACAACAAUUCUUUGAAAGGCAAUAUACCGCCUAGCAUUUUCAAUUUAGAGAAAUUAGAAUAUCUUGAGCUCGGACUUAAUUCUUUAAUUGGUCCUAUACCUUCUUCCUUUGGGCUUCUCUCUAAGUUAAAAUUUCUAUCCUUGUAUACCAAUAAGCUAACUAAACAAAUUCCAGAGCCGUUAGGCCAACUUAAGCAUCUAACGUUUCUUGAUCUUGGAGUUAAUUCUUUAAAUGGUCCUAUACCUUCUUCCGUUGGAAAUUUAUCUCGUAUGAGAGAAUUAUACCUCGACCAAAAUCAGUUGAAUGGCACCAUUCCAAAGAGUCUUUGGCUUCUCUCUAAGUUAGAGAUGUUGUAUGUCGGAAAAAAUUCUUUAACGGGUACCGUAGAUGAAAGGCAUUUCAGAAAACUCUCAAAAUUAAAGAAUCUCUAUAUGUCUGAAGUAGGUUUGUUCUUUAAUGUCAAUUCCAAUUGGGUUCCCCCCUUCCAACUUGACUAUGCCUCCAUGAGCUCAAUCAAGAUAGGUCCUAAUUUUCCUUCAUGGCUACAAUCACAAAAAUCCCUCAGGUUUUUAGAUAUAUCCAUGUCAGGAAUUUCAAGCAAAGUUCUGAGUUGGUUCUGGAAUUGGACUUCAAACAUUACAUUUAUCAAUCUCUCUAACAACCACAUAGAAUGUGAUGUAUCAGACAUUUUUCUGAGUUCUACUGUCAAAGUGCUCAAUAUAGCUAACAACUCAUUUUAUGGACCCAUUUCUACUUUCUUAUGCCAAAAGAAAUUUAGAAAGAAUAAAUUAGAGGUUUUAGAUGCAUCAAACAAUCUCUUAUCAGGAGAACUUUCUCACUGCUGGAAGUAUUGGCAGUCUUUGAUCCAUUUAAACUUAGGGAGCAACAAUCUAGUAGGUAGAAUUCCCUACUCCAUGGGAGCUUUAGUUAACCUCCAAUCAUUACGUUUACAAAACAAUAGCAUCUAUGGAGAUAUUCCUUCAUCGUUGAAAAAGUGCUCAAAUCUGAGGCUCAUUGAUAUGGGUGAUAAUCAUUUGUCUAUCAUACCAUUAUGGAUUGGAGAAAUGACAAAUCUUUUAGUUCUCUGUUUAAGAUCAAGUGAAUUCAAGGGUUAUAUACCUCAACAAAUAUGCCAACUAUCUUCUCUUGGAAUAUUGGAUCUUGCAAAUAAUAGCCUAUCAGGAUCCAUACCAAACUGCUUGAAAAAUAUUAGCGCCAUGGCAUUACCAGAUUCUUAUGAUAUUUCAUUUUCAUAUUCGGUGCCUUCUGUAUAUUGGGAUAUAUAUUCAUUUUAUGUUGAGAAUGUUCAGUUGGGUCCCAAAGGGAAACAAAUGGAAUACGAAGAGAACCUCAAAUUAGUUAGACUCAUAGACCUUUCAAGUAACAACUUGUCUGGAUCAAUCCCUAUUGAAAUUUCAGAUCUUUCUGAAUUGCGUUUUUUGAAUUUGUCUCGAAAUCAUUUGAUGGGAAAGAUACCAGAAAAAAUUGGGAGUAUGAAAGAGUUAGAGUCAGUUGAUCUCUCACGAAAUCAUUUAUCGGGUGAAAUUCCUCCAAGCAUGUCUAAUUUGACAUUUCUUAGUCUCUUGGACUUGUCAUACAACAACCUCUCAGGUAGAAUUCCUUCAAGCACCCAACUUCAAUCAUUUGAUGCCCUUAGGUACAUUGGAAAUCCUCAAUUAUGUGGUGAUCCUCUUCCAAAAAGCUGCACAAUUGAGGAACAAUAUUUGAAUGGAUCACAAAUUGGCAAUGUUGAAGAUGAUUCCAAAAACUCCAGCUUCUACAUUGGUAUGGGAGUUGGAUUCGCAACUGGCUUUUGGACAAUUUGUGGAGCUCUCUUCUUUAAUAGGACUUGGAGGCAUGCUUAUUUUAGAUUUGUCAAUGAAAUAAAAGAUUGGAUUUAUGUGACUACAAUGAUAAAGAUGAAUUGACUGGAAAAGCUAAGAGUCCGCCUUAGUAAGUGAGGCAUUGUUAUCUAGCCAAAAGGUAUGCAUAAGCCUCUAUUGCACAUCAAGCAGAUCAGAGUGACUGCAGGAAAGUACCAAGGCAAGUGUAUCCAGUUCUGGAGGAUUGUGGGUGUUGUUGACAAUUGAAGGACACUAGCAGAGAUGGUGUGGAUGGGGUGGUUUUGGCUAUGAAGCCAAAUCAUGUGAUGGCAAGCUAUUGCAGUUCUUCCAUAUGCAACCAAAUGGCAUGUACCUAGAUGCCUGGCUGUGCAAAAAGCAUUAACUGAGGCUAUAUAGCUUGAUUUUUGCAGAAUUAUUUCAGCAAUAUCUAGAGUGGAGGAUCUCUUUUUGAGAAAGAAAGUCCCUUGGCAAAUUUUUGUGCUGAUUGAAGACCACAAGUGCAUGGAAGUUGGUGAACGCUAGUGGUUAUGUAUGUUGUGCAUAAGAGAGUCAUUGCAGAUCUUGGGGCCUUGGCUACUCUUGCUUUCUAAUCUUAUAAACAUUUUUGGACUCUACUAAUAGCCAACCAUUCUGAUAUUAUUGUAUCUAAAAACCAAACCAGAAAAAAAUGUUAUCUUUAUACCUUUUUUGGACUUAUUUAAGCCUUGGGCAUAUGUCUGUGUGCAUUCAUUAACCUUUUAAGACAUUACAUAAGAGAUUUGUUUCUUCGUGUAAAUUCCUGUUAAAGCAAAUAAGAGCAAUUGACUUGACCAUUUAAAA